AGAGAACCCGGAAGAAGUGAGUUUGCUGUCAGUGCUAGCGACAGAGAGGAGGCACUCACUGAGAGCUAAGAAACCCGCAUUUAAAACAAGAUGGCAGGACUUCCCCGCAGGAUCUCUAAGGAAACUCUACGUUUGAUUGCAGAGCCUGUCCCAGGCAUCAAGGCAGAGCCAGAUGAAGGCAACGCCCGAUACUUUCAUGUGGUCAUUGCCGGACCUCAGGACUCACCUUUUGAGGGGGGCACAUUUAAACUUGAGCUCUUUUUACCAGAGGAAUAUCCCAUGGCAGCCCCUAAAGUACGCUUCAUGACCAAAAUAUAUCAUCCUAAUGUAGACAAGUUGGGGAGAAUAUGUCUAGACAUUUUGAAAGAUAAAUGGUCGCCAGCUCUGCAGAUUCGCACAGUGCUGCUAUCAAUCCAGGCGUUACUAAGUGCACCCAACCCUGAUGAUCCCCUUGCAAACGACGUUGCAGAGAAAUGGAAGUCCAGUGAAGUUGAAGCCAUAGAAACAGCCAAGUCAUGGACCAGGCUUUAUGCUGGAAGCAAAAAUGAAGUGUAGAGCAGCCCGGCAAGUGGAGAUACAAGUGGAACUCAAGUGUGAACAAAACUCCUCAUGUUCUGCCAAGACCUCUUCCUACAUCAUUUGCAUUUAAAGGACACAGUCUUAAAUAUACAUACUUAUAUAUUAUAAAAUAAACACGAAUAUAUUAUAAAGGAAAAAAGCAACUGCUGAUAAUUGGUGAUUUAAAUGCUCACCAGUGAUGAAAAAACUCGUCUUUGUCCUGACUCACUACUGUUUAAAUGCAUGGUCAGAGGUUCUUAGAUCAACUCACCAGGCUUUCUUUGCCAAUUCAUUUCGGAGAGCUUUUUCCAACUGAUGCUUUAACGAGCAUGUUAAGGGGGGGAAAGGGGUCCUACAUUUCUUAUUUUUGGGGGGUUGGGGGGGGGGGGUAUUGGCUA
This is a messenger RNA of Anoplopoma fimbria (sablefish), 956 nucleotides long. RefSeq names its product ubiquitin-conjugating enzyme E2Na (gene ube2na). Gene Ontology annotation, cellular component: nucleus. The transcript is spliced from 4 exons. Gene Ontology annotation, molecular function: ubiquitin conjugating enzyme activity. NCBI's taxonomy places the organism in Eukaryota, Metazoa, Chordata, Actinopteri, Perciformes, Anoplopomatidae. The record is from RefSeq and is a predicted model, not a curated record. The coding region runs from base 91 to 555 and encodes 154 amino acids. Gene Ontology annotation, biological process: protein K63-linked ubiquitination; DNA damage tolerance.